AUGGAUCAUCAUAUUUCGGCUCCGCUUCAACCUGUCGUCUGUCGCACCGAGCCGCACCAUAUGGUCCGCUUUAAGGGAGAUGAUUUUUCACCAUGGCUUCGAUCUACGAAGGAGGGCGUGAACAUCGAGCCGGCGCCGCCGUCCUUGCCGUGCACGGCAGCGCUGGCCACCGCCAUAGUUUCAGCACUCUUCCAGGCCCGGUCGAGCCCAGGCGAGAGAUAUCUCGAGAUGGGCGUGGACAUCGAGCAGCCGUCUCUAUCACCGCACGCAUUGGUUCUGGUGGUGUCAAACUCGAACAAAUUGUUGGCGGCCUCGAACUCUGGCAAGACAAUGCGAAUCGGAAGCCGAAGUAUUCGAGGAAUCGCUAUCAUGCUGUCGCAGACACGCAAGAAUGGAUGGAGACGGGAGCAGAAAGUCCUUAUAGAUGUCCGAGGUGAGUUUGUUGCUUAUGAGCGAGUGUGUAUUUGCCGCGAGUGGCUUUUCACUUUUUACCUGAGCAAUGUACGGAUUAAUGAGAUCAUGACAGGCUCGGUUGACACGAGAUCAGUAGUUUCUAGAAUGACACUUGCUCUGCUAGAAGAUAGCGGGUGGUAUCGAGCUAAUUACAGCAUGGCUGACCAUCUUGAGUGGGGCCGUAAUCAGGGGACUGAAUUCUUCACGUCUCCUUGCAACCAAUGGAAAGGAGCUUACCAUAGCAACUCGACUCAGUUUUCCGGGUGUACGUAUAAUAGGGAGCCUGAGGGCUACUGCCCUAUAGUGAGCUACAAUGGAGAUCUUCCUCAGUGGGCCCAAUAUUUUCCUCAACCUAAGAAAGGUGGGCAGUCAUCAUUGGCUGAUUACUGCACUUAUUUUCUAGCCUAUUCUGAUGGUUCAUGCACGGACAUUAAUAGUGCUAGGGCACCCAACAUGAUGCUAGGUGAAGUACGAGGAAGUGAUUCAAGGUGCAUGGCUUCAUCAUUAGUACGUAGCGGGUUUGUAAGAGGAUCUACUACGCAAGGGAAUGGUUGUUAUCAACACAGGUGUCUAAACAACUCACUUGAGUUUAAUGGUGAUUGCAUUAACGGAAAAUGCUACUGCUUUUUAGGGUUCGAGGGCGAAGACUGUAGCAAGCGUUCUUGCCCGAACAACUGUAGUGGCCACGGCAAGUGCCUCGAAGAUGGUGUUUGUGGCUAUGAAAAUGGAUACACGGGCAUCGACUGCUCAACAGUCGUUUGUGACGAGCAUUGUAGCCUACAUGGCGGUGUGUGCGACAAUGGGGUUUGUGAGUUCCCGUGCUCGGACUAUGCCGGAUACAGCUGCCUCAACACCUCAACAGUUAUCUUUCCGUCACUCUCUGUCUGCCGGGAAGUCCUCCAGGCUCCCGGAAAAAAAUUGUGCUCCGGCAGACCCCACCUUUCUUUCUCUGUUUUCACGGUUCUCGACGCAACUAACAAUGAGCUCUGGGGCCCUCAUGGGUCACUUCUAGCCGAUAUUGCUAAUGCGACGCGAAAUAGUAAGUUUGGAUCAAUUCAAUGUGUAGACUCUUCCAUGAUCCCCACUUUAUUUCUUUUGUUUGGAAAAGUUACUAAUUUGUGA
Messenger RNA from Striga hermonthica, 1575 nucleotides. Lineage: Eukaryota; Viridiplantae; Streptophyta; Magnoliopsida; Lamiales; Orobanchaceae. The record is from the annotation of a GenBank genome assembly.